AAGGCAAUGACACCGAGUGUACAAAAGCAUGCAUCUACAGGCAGACUGUCAGUGACAUAAACCACGUCAUACUCAUGUUCGUGUGUCAGCACCGUACAGACAAUAACACUGGUGCUACACCAAUAGAAUGUAACGACGGCAUGUAAAAAAAAAGAAAGAAAAUAAAACAUCUGAACUUUAGUGCUUCAAUGCUCCUGCCAGGUACCCUAUUUAUGUAAUUGCUGUUAUUCGUUUGCGUCAUCAAAAAUACAAACAUUAUACUGCUGCUUUACAUUAGGGGUCAUAAUUAACACCAGAACACAAUUAUAAUAAUUACUUACUAUCUUUACGAUGAUUUCUUUACGAUGAAACAGGUUCAGCGAGUUCAAUACAUUCACUAUUAGAUGGACCUUUAUUUAAGCGUUUCAAAAAAUGUUUAGCUCCAUCUGGUGGGCUUCGCAGUCCACUCACAGUGUACUGUGUUUAAAAAUAGCACGUUCUCUGGGUGAAGGGUAGAACACUAGCGAUAACAGGGUAUCUGUGCAUGUGAGGAAGGGCACGUAUCAGUUUGAAGUCUUGUCUGAAGUUUUGUUUACUGUUUUACCUUUAAACACAAUAAAAUAUAGUUUUUGUAUGGAGUUAAAUCAAGGGAACAAUGAUGGUAAAUGAGUAAAAAUGAAGUAUCGCAUUAACCAUGGCGUUAUCCAGAUUAACAGCAACUGUACUUGGGUUAAAAGUGAACUGUGUAAGUAUACAGUAACAUGGUAUUUAGGAUUAUAUGCUGUAUUUAUUGAAAAAAAUUGAGAAGAUACUAAAUAUUUUUCGAUACUUUGUGUGGCUACACAACUUGAACGUGUACAUGAACAAAAUGCGGCAUUUCGCAACAACAGCUCACCAUCUGUAAAAGAAAAAACGCAGGCCUUAUUUCUCGCAAACAAAUUGUGAUUUGUUUGUAAAUGUAUGACUUGAAUGUAUUUUUAGAAAAACUGUUAGUAGAUUUGGCAUUUAAACGGACAAAUACAUGUGCAUCAUUUGUCAGUUUACGACAGAACGGAAUCGACAACUGAAUACAUUUUUCAUAUUGUAAAAAUAUACAGUUGCAUGUAAACAGAAAAUCCUAGACAGUAGGAGGCAGCAGAGCGCACAACGUACAGGAAACCGUCUAAGAAGGACGACAACAAAACGGGUGUUAAACAAAGAUGGCGGACGAUGAGCGUCUGUCUCCAGUGUUUUUUGCUGUUAGUAACAUUCCUGUAGUCUUUCGCUCUGCUGACCUUAGGAAUUAUUUUAGUCAGUUUAUAGAGAGUGGAGGUUUUCAGUGUUUCCACUACCGACAUCGACCGGAGAUUCUCAGAGAGUGUACCGAGAACACAGCAGAUUCUAUCGAUAAAAGUGACCAAGUCAAUGCCAGCAGUAGCUCCUCACAAACUGACCGGCACUCGGAGGAGGAUAGUGGGGUGAAGGAGCAGAAGCAGCCGGCAAAGUCGUGCUGUUGUAUCGUUCUAGUCCACCAUGAAAAGGCGGAACCAUUUUUGAAAAUGUAUUCGGGAAAUCACUGGAUUGAUUCAAAGGGAACCUGGCUAAAGAAGCGCUGUGUUAUCAAAAGAAUCAAAGUCAACGACGACGAAGAUGAUGGAUCAUUUCGCUAUAAGACAAAAUAUGAGCAACGGCACCGUAUUUCAUUGAUCGAGCGUUUUACAGAAGCUGACCUCAAAAGCUUACCUGAGCUGAAUCCACCUUCUCUGAUGCAAAAUGGGAACGUAGGCACUCCGAUUAAAGUAUUCCUGCAGCUCAUUCAGUCCUGCCGACUGCCUCCACGACUUAUCCGGAAGCUGGGCCUAACUUUUCCCAAGACCAGCUGCAACCGUCGUUAUGGCAACGUGCCUUUCGAAUACCGGAACACAUGCACAGUGCAAUGCAGAGAAGAGACUGUAUUAACAGCUUCUGGGUAUGAAAUAUCAGGACCAGCUUUUUCUGCAGCCCGUCCUGCAGGGCAGAGUUCUAAAAGAGACACCAUGGAGAGUGAGGAGCUGCAGGAAGAAGAAGAUGAGGAAGAGGAAGAUGAGCAGUCAAAUGCAGAUGAUGAUGAUGAUCGCUGUGAGGAGUGGGAAAGACAUGAGGCUCUACAUGAAGAUGUAACGAGCCAGGAAAGAACCAAAGAGAGGCUUUUUGAAGAAAAGAUAGAACUCAAGUGGGAAAAGGGUGGGUCUGGCUUGGUGUUCUACACUGAUGCCCAGUACUGGCAGGAAGAGGAAGGAGAUUUUGAUGAACAAACAGCAGAUGACUGGGAUGUCGAUAUGAGCGUGUACUACGAUAAAGAUGGAGGUGAUAUGGACGCCAGAGACUACGUACAGAUGAGAUAUGAAAAGAGGCUGAGAGACGGUCUAGAAUGUAGAUCUGGUUCGAGUCAGACCAUUGGCAGCUUUGAGAAAUUCACAAAGGGUAUAGGUCGUCGUGUAAUGGAGAAACAAGGUUGGAAGGACGGUGAAGGGUUAGGGAGCAGUCAAAUAGGAAUCUCUGAAGCCCUGGACAGUGAGGGCCAGCAUCCAAAUUGCAAAAGGGGUUUUGGGUACCAUGGGGAGAAAUUGGUGUUACAUCCUGUGAAAAAAGCGAAAAAAGAUUUCCACAUCACUACAGUGUAUGAUAAACCCAAAGACAUUGAUAAGGGGGACACCUUACUGAGACGUCAACCAAACACUAAUAUGAAGUAUAGAGGCUGGCAACCAGGUGGCAGCAUUGGAUCCCGAAGAUGACAAAAAUAAAUGUUUAUUUUUUUAAAUAAAAAUUAUUUUGUAUUUCAUAUGUUUAUGUUUUCUAUUUUUUUAGCACACUGUUUUAUAGAUCUUAUAGAUUUUUAACAAGCAAAUACGUGCAUAACUUUAUGAAACUCCAUAAAAUGGUUUUGAUUUGGUAAUUGUUUUUCUGAAAUUGCUAACUCUAUAAGUGUUUGCCUGUGAAUAAAAUGUUUAUAUACAA
Messenger RNA from Cynoglossus semilaevis (tongue sole), 2955 nucleotides. RefSeq names its product G patch domain containing 3 (gene gpatch3). Lineage: Eukaryota; Metazoa; Chordata; Actinopteri; Pleuronectiformes; Cynoglossidae. Gene Ontology annotation, molecular function: nucleic acid binding. Gene Ontology annotation, biological process: positive regulation of DNA-templated transcription; negative regulation of type I interferon production; negative regulation of RIG-I signaling pathway. The transcript is spliced from 7 exons. The record is from RefSeq and is a predicted model, not a curated record. The coding region runs from base 1179 to 2732 and encodes 517 amino acids.